AUGGGACCAAAUGAUCUUAUGAUUCAUGUUAAUAGCGACUUCUAUUACGCAUCACCAAAUCUUUAUGCUUACACAGCGUCUCCGGAUACAAAAUAUUUACAAGUGCAAUCUCCUGACUCAAUUUACAAUCCUACAUCACAUCAUUAUAAUAAUCCGAUGAUAAAUAAUUCAUUACUACAAGAAUCUAUUGAUCUUGAGAACGAUAUAUUCAUGUCUUCUACACCUUCAUUUAAUUGCACACCAACCUUACAACCUCAAUUAGUGGACUCUUAUAUGUUAGAAAAAGCUAUAUAUCAGAACGAUAUAAUGCUCAGUCCCACCGAUGCACCUUCUGGUUUAGAUUCUCCUAACAACAAUAUCAACGAUUUUGGUGAGAAUAUGGAUGACAUUCACAGUCCUAUCGAAGAUAUUUAUGGUGAUAAACUUCUAAUGGAAGAUGAUGGAACUCGUAUGGAAUCAGAUUCUUCUAUUGUUGAAACAAUAUCUUCUUCUCAAACAAGUCCUCCUUCAACAGCUCCUUCAUCCCCUAAUCAACAAUCUAAUUCCACUACUAACAACAAUAAUACUCCUCUUUGGCGUCGUACUCCUGACAGGAUGCACUCUUUAUGUAACGCUUGCGGUUUAUAUUAUAAACAAUAUAAUACUCAUCGCCCAUUACAUAUUAGGAAUAAGCCUCAUACUGCUACUGCUCCAAUUAGGUGUGUUAAUUGUGCUCAAACUCAAACUCCUUUAUGGAGAAAGAAUGAAAAAGGUCAACCUAUUUGUAAUGCUUGUGGUUUAUAUGCUAAAUUACAUAAUAGAGAUCGUCCUGUUGCCAUGAGAAAGGCAAAGAUUCAACGUCGUAGAAGAGACUGGGGUGCCAAUAACGGAAAUCCUAACGGAGGAAGUGGCGGUGGUGUCAAUAGUAGUAGUAGUCUUGACGGUUCAGGUUCUGACGGUUCUUGCGACUCAAAUCCACAAAGUCCAAUCUCUCCUCAUCAACAACAACAUCAUCACGCUCUCACCAUCCAAACCUACUUAUCUGCAGCCGCUGCUGUUCAUCAACGUCCAUUAAUGCCUAUGAUGAUCAAUCCUGCUAUAUCUCCACUUUCGGCGACUAAUCCUAAUGCAUCUUUAACUAAUGUUACCUCUCCAAUAACAAUGGUCCCAGCCACUUCUCUUCAUCAUCAACAAGCUUAUCCUUUUGCUGCUCCACAAUUUGAUUUUGAUGACUCUAGAUUUAGAGCUUUGGUUGAUAAAAUGCCUAAAAAACAAGCUGAAGCUUUUCUUACUGUAUUGGAAAGACGAUGCGGGAUUUUGAAACAAAUCGUUGAAAAUGAAAAUAAUGAUUGUUAG
Messenger RNA from Entrophospora candida, 1335 nucleotides. NCBI's taxonomy places the organism in Eukaryota, Fungi, Glomeromycota, Glomeromycetes, Entrophosporales, Entrophosporaceae. The record is from the annotation of a GenBank genome assembly.